GACAUUUUGACAAAGUACCAUUAUUGUGUUCUUCCCAAGUUCGAAGUGCGCAGUUCGCCUCCUGCCUACCUCGUCUUCGGCUCCUCGCAUUCGCGCAGUCAUCCGUCCGUCAGCAGAGCGGUUUCUCUUCUUCCUAUAUUUUUCAUCGGCCGGCGUUGUCUCCUACAGCUGCGAAGAGCCACUUUUACCGCCGACUGCUACCAACGCUUCUUUGAUCUAAAAUUUGUGUCGAAGAAGAAAAUUCGAUGGUUUCUCUGUUCUCCUUAAAUCCUAUCCGAGUCGAUGGAUGCUGCUCCGUUAAAUACCAGGAUGCAUUUAAGCAUUCUUCAGGUAAGAAGCUACGUGUUAGAGCUUCUGUUGCUACAUCAAUGCCGCAAAGCUUACACAAUAAGGCUGAAAAGUUGGAGAAGUACAGGAUUGGUGUGCUUGGCGCCAGUGGAUACACUGGCUCUGAGAUAAUCAGGUUGCUUGUGAAUCAUCCAAACCUUCAAAUAAACCUGAUGACAGCAGAUAGGAAAGCUGGACAAUCGAUUGGGUCGGUGUUUCCUCAUUUGGUAAAGCAAGACUUGCCAAAUUUAGUUGCUGUAAUGGAUGCAGAUUUUUCCACAGUGGAUGCUGUGUUCUGUUGUUUGCCACAUGCAACAACUCAGGAAAUUAUCAAGGGACUUCCAAGUAGUUUGAAGAUAGUUGAUCUAUCUGCGGACUUUCGGCUUCAAGACGUAAAUGAAUAUGAGGAAUGGUAUGGUCAACCUCACAAGGCACCUGAAUUGCAGAAAGAAGCCGUAUAUGGCUUGACGGAGAUAUAUAGACCCGAGAUCCAAGCUGCGCGCCUAGUAGCCAAUCCGGGGUGUUAUCCAACCUCUGUUCAGCUUCCAUUAAUUCCCUUGAUAAAGGCUAAUCUCAUUGAAGUUGAGAACAUCAUUAUUGAUUCCAAAUCGGGUGUAAGUGGAGCAGGACGUGGAGCCAAGGAGGCGAAUCUGUACACAGAAAUAGCAGAAGGAAUACAUUCUUAUGGUGUAACUAAGCAUCGUCAUGUGCCGGAAAUCGAGCAGGGGUUAUCGGAGGCUGCAAAAGCAAAAGUAACUGUCAGCUUCACCCCACACUUAAUGCCAAUGAGCCGUGGAAUGCAAUCAACUAUAUAUGUGCAGAUGGCUUCAGGAACAACUACCAAAGAUCUAUAUCAACAUUUACAGAAAGUUUUUGAGCAUGAAGAAUUCGUUGUUUUGUUACAAAGUAACGAAGUUCCCCACACCCGGCAUGUGAGGGGGUCCAAUUACUGCUUGAUAAACGUGUUCCCUGACCGCAUUCCCGGAAGAGCAAUAAUUAUCAGUGUUAUCGAUAAUUUGGUCAAAGGUGCUUCUGGUCAAGCCCUUCAAAACCUCAACUUGAUGAUGGGAAUUCCAGAGAAAACUGGGCUCCUUUCAGCUCCCCUUUUCCCCUAAUAUAUAUAUAUAUAUAUGUGGGUUGAAUUUUAUCUUCAGAAGGGAAACAGCCAAACGCUACCGAAAACUUUUCAGCUUAUAUGGUGUAAUUUAUAUAAGCUAUAGUUAGCUGGCCACGAAUCUUGAAUUACAAUAAUGUUUUCUAGGCUAUCUUAUGUUAAUAUACGUUUUCUCGUCAUAGAUCAUGUUUCUUCUUGUUGUAGACUCCGGAAGCUUUCGUAUAAAUUUAUUUGGUGUUCAUUCGACUAAUAAUAGUCGUAAUUGAGAAUUGUUGCAACAGGAAUGGAAGAA
Andrographis paniculata is the source of this 1733-nucleotide messenger RNA. Its product is annotated as probable N-acetyl-gamma-glutamyl-phosphate reductase, chloroplastic. The transcript is spliced from 15 exons. The coding region runs from base 246 to 1442 and encodes 398 amino acids. The record is from RefSeq and is a predicted model, not a curated record. NCBI's taxonomy places the organism in Eukaryota, Viridiplantae, Streptophyta, Magnoliopsida, Lamiales, Acanthaceae. Gene Ontology annotation, molecular function: NAD binding; N-acetyl-gamma-glutamyl-phosphate reductase (NADP+) activity; NADP+ binding. Gene Ontology annotation, biological process: L-arginine biosynthetic process.